CCCACCUUCACAUGCGCUUUUCUCCACUUGAUCCACCAUGAGCGUCAGCGUCGAGCAGCCGCUGCACUUUGGCCAGCAGCUCUCAAGCCCGUCGCGCUCGCCCAACCACCUGCUUCAUGCACACACGCCCGCCUCUCCCCCACCCCAGCCUGCCGCCGACAUGGACACGAGCACCUCAGUCCACACAUGGCCCCCCGCCGGCCAGAACCACGACCGGGACGAUGCCGAGAUGCAAGACACGGAGCAGCCCGCCCAGCGCGAUGCCUCGACAAACACCGUCGCUGUCCAGGUCUCGGCCAUAGACGACGAUGCCAUGGACGUCACGCCCGACGCUGAACCACACGCAUUACUACCGAAUGGCCCCCCUGCCCAAGCACAGGCCGAUGCCGCCAUCACUACACCACUGCUGCCUAUUCCAGGCGAUGCUGCUGAUGCUACCCGAAACAUGGACCCUCCUCCCCCCGGGGACCCGGCCUCAAUGCCUCCGCCCGCCCUUCUCAACAUACAGCCGCCGCCUCCGCCGCCCCCGGUCGAUCCCGUACGUUCCGAUAGCGAUUCCUCGGACGAUGACGACGGGGUUCCGCCGUGGCACCAGCUCCAAGAGGACUGGUCGUCGCCCGACGAAGAUGAACUCAAAUACAUACAAGAGCGAGGCGAACAUAGUGCUUUGGACCACGAAUACUGGGAGAAGGAGGCGUUCAAGCCGCUCGAGGACCCGGAAUAUACUGCUGGUGAGACGGGUCGCAUUCACUGGACCAUUGACGCCUACAAUGGAACACGGGAGAAGCCCAACCAUGAAAUUGUCAUGAAAUCUGACGUGGUCAGGAUUGGCGGACACGAUUGGCAGAUCAAGUUUUAUCCUAAGGGCAAUGACUCCGACUACCUCAGUGUCUACCUAGAGUGCUUGAGCGUCAUGGAUCCAAAAGAUAAGAAUGACGAAGAAGCCGAUGGUGACACGCCCGCACAAGACGCCAGCGAGCUCGGAGAUGGAGACAAUACUGGAGAUGCUUCAACACUUGCCGGACGUGCGCCAAACGGUACGGACAAGGUGUUGGCGGAGCCCGGGGCCUUUGCAUCGGAGCAGCAGCAUGGGAAGGCUGGGCCGACACCCAACAAGGCGGCGGCCCCACUUCCCCGAGUCGAAUACCAGCAUGCCCCUAUACCGCUUCUUGGAUCGAAAAAAAUGCCCAAGCGAAACAGUGUGGCUGCGCAGAUAUCCGUCGUCCUAUACAAUCCGACAGAGCCUCGCGUCAACUAUUCACGCAAUGCACUACACCGCUUCUGCAGUGGCUCACCAGAUUGGGGCUGGACUAGGUUUCACGGACCCUAUUUCGAAAUCUGCCGCCGUAUGCAUGGCCAGCGAAUGGCGCUGCUCCGGGAGGAUAAGCUCGCUUUCACUGCGUAUAUUCGCGUCAUCAAAGACGACACUGGCUGCUUGUGGGAGCACCCUAUUCGGGAAAACCCCUGGGACAGCUUUGCCAUGACUGGAUUGCAAGGCCUCGCACUCGGAGAAGAUGCUAGUGCGCCCGGCGGUAAUAUGAUCUCUGCAGUCGCAUCCUGGAUGCUCUUCAAGCCCUUCCGAAAGCUCUUGUACAGCAUAGACGUGGCAGAUCCCAAUGAGCAACCCCUAGUUCGCCCCAGGCCGCUUGUCGCUGCGUUCCAGCAAGUCUUGUACAUGCUACGAACCCAAGUAGACCCAGGAGCCGGUCCAGUCGGCCUAGACGACAUCUUGGAUGUUCUGGACUGGUAUGGUAUACACGAAGGCCUCAGCAAGCUCGACGUGGUUGAGACAUGGGAGGUGCUACGUCUCAAGCUGGAAGAGGAGCUUCAAAACACACCUCAUCUGGACACACUCCAAGCAAUUUGUGGCACUAAGCGCGAUCAUUCAAGCGGCGUGCCAAGUUAUCGCGUGUCUGUCGUGGGCGUAGAGAGCAUGCAGAAAGCUGUAGACAGCUCGAAUGGCUUCACUCUUUCUGGGCAACAACUCCCUGAGCUAUUGACCAUUGAGCUGGAGCGACACGCCUUCGAUGGCGCAAAGACACGUUCGCACAUCAAGUUGCUCAACAAGGUUACAUUGAAUGACCACAUAACAGUCAGUGGCACAUCCUAUACUCUGUACGGGUUUGUAGUUCACAAGCAAACUCUGCAGUCGUAUGUUUACCAGCCAAUUCUUCGGCCAGAAGGCCCCGGAUCUCGUUGGUACAGCUAUUCUGACAGCAAAGACGAGAAUCAAGUCAGAUGCCUCCCGAAACGCCUUGCUGUUGACGCACACGAGGGCAGACCUGGCACAGAUCAGGUUGUCGGCAAUGAUCCAGUAGCGUAUGUUGCAAUGUAUGUGCGUGACGACAUAGCCCCGUCUACUUUUGUGCCGGAAGCCGAGGCCGAGCAAUGGGACGUGCCGGAGUGGAUCAAGCUAGACAUUGAGAACAGAAAGACCCCUAGGGCCCACACACCAAUACCAACACUGCCUCUCGAUCACGUGGUACCCGAAGGCGCCAAAGCAGCCGCAGCAGACACAGCAGCAAAGCCAUCAAAGACUUUGGGUUUCCAAAUCAUCGAUUCUCGAGCAUUCCUUAAACAUGAAGGGCCCGGCCUCUUGGACACUUUCGACCACAAGUGGGCAGACGCGAACUCUGAAUUUAUCCAUACAGUGUUUUUGUCCAGCCGCGAUGGCUGCAAAGAGAUCCGUGCGAAAUUGAAGGAUGUCCUCACCAGUGUCAAAGAUGAGCGACAGAUAAAAUUUUGGUUUAUGGACCCAAUGCCGAACCUUCUUGGUACUGGGAAGAUUGAGUACUCUGCCGGUAGCUACGACCGAUACACAGACACCAAAGAGUGGACACUGGAAGAGUCUCCUGUCGCAUAUCGGAGGCUAUGGGUACAUGUCAUCGAUUAUGAAAAGCUUCCUGAGCUACCCAAACAAGUCAAUGGCGUGUCUGAGGUACCAACCCCAGACUUUCCUUCUUCGGCUCAUCAGGAAUCUCAAGGAGACGUGGAAAGCUUGCAAGUGAAUGGAAACAUUAGUGGACAUCCAUCAACUUCUCCACUAGUCCAAGUACCUGCAAGAGCAGAAGACACGCCUAUGAGUGAGCCCGAAGAGCCAGCUGCUGUACAACACGACCAUUCCAGACCUCCCAUGACACAGCCCGAAACCCCGCUACCCACAGAGGUCAUUCAAGCCGGCGAUGCUGCCAUGAUUGAAGUAGAAGCGACUCCUGCGACAGAUCCGCCAGCUGUUGACGUAUACAUCCCAAGCGUGAUUCCUGGUGACACAGAAAUGGGUGGCACGCAGGAGCAAAUGCCGCCACCUCCACCUCCCCCAGUCGACCUACCCACCGAGCCUGUACAGCCACCCCCACCAGUACGCACACCUUCACCUGAGCCACCAGCGGACGAAAUUUACUUCUUCCUGAAGUUUUGGAACCCAGAAAAGCAAGCCCUCGAGUCGCGAGGUUCGCACAUCACCCUCAAGUCCCAGAGAGUUGAUGAGACAGUCGUAGCAUUGCUUGGACUCCCAGCAGAAGAGAAGAAGAAACUGGAAAUGUGGGAAGAAGUAGACAUCAGUACUACGCGUACCCUAAAACAUCGCCGUACUUUUACGCAACUCGAUCUACACAAUACAAGCAUCCUCAUCGCCGGGAUGCCUGUUACUGCUGAACAAAAGAGUACACUCGCCGACCGUGCCGCCUUUGCAGAUCCACAAGCAUAUAUGAAGUUCCGCGCUUUCGCCCGAAACUUUCCUCACAAGUUGCACGGUCACUUCACAUACAACUACUUCUCGGGCGAAUACUACAAGGGCGAGAUUGUCAACGGCUACCGUCAUGGCCAUGGAACCCUCAUCUAUCACUCUGGUGCCAUUUACAAUGGUUCCUUCCGCCUGAAUCAGCGCCAUGGCCACGGUCUGUACACGUUUCAGAACGGCGAUACGUAUGAUGGCGAUUGGGUCGACGACCAGCAACAUGGCACUGGUACAUACGUCGAGGCGACCAGCGGCAACACGUAUGUUGGUGGAUGGCAGAACAAUAAAAAGUUCGGCGAAGGCGUCACCCAUUGGAAGAAUGCGCAAGAAGCAGAAAGGCUGUGUAGGAUCUGCUGGGAUGGUGAGGCUGAGGCCGCUUUCUACGACUGUGGGCACGUUGUCGCUUGCCUCACAUGUGCGAGAGAAGUGCAGAACUGUCCCGUCUGCCGCAAGCGGGUGCUGAGCGCGAUGAAGCUCUACUAUGUGGCAUGAACCUGAAAUCAAGUUCACGUCGUGACAUGACAUUACCAUAGGCUAGUCAACAAACUGACGGGCUUUUUUGCUUUUUGGGGAGUUUUGGAUAGGUCACAGGCAAGGCAGAGAAUGGGGUUUCGCGAGAACGGGGAACGGUGGCGAGUUCGGUUUAUCUUGGGGGAACAGGCGUCCAUUUUUUGAUACUCCCCACCUUCUUUGGUUCUUCUUCUACUGUUUUGUUUUUUCUCUUCUCAUGUCUUGUCUUGUCUUGUCUUCACUUCUUUCUUUCAACUUCACCCUUUUUUUUGGAUAUCCC
Molecule: messenger RNA, 4526 nt
Organism: Exserohilum turcica Et28A
Lineage: Eukaryota; Fungi; Ascomycota; Dothideomycetes; Pleosporales; Pleosporaceae
Exons: 2
Coding region: 38-4228 (1396 amino acids)
Biological process (GO): protein deubiquitination
Molecular function (GO): cysteine-type deubiquitinase activity; protein binding
Source: RefSeq, a predicted model, not a curated record